This is a messenger RNA of Fusarium redolens, 246 nucleotides long. RefSeq lists its product as uncharacterized. The record is from RefSeq and is a predicted model, not a curated record. The transcript is spliced from 3 exons. Bases 1 to 246 code for a protein of 81 amino acids. NCBI's taxonomy places the organism in Eukaryota, Fungi, Ascomycota, Sordariomycetes, Hypocreales, Nectriaceae.
AUGGUUUCCUUCCGCUCCUUAUGGCUUCUGGCCCUAGCGCCUUUUGCCCAUGGGGGGCCUACUUCUACUGCCACCAGUCAGCCUACCUCCACUGCUGAACCCAGUGGGACUCCCGUCCUAGAUAAGACAUAUGACUACAUUAUUGUUAGCGGUAAUGCUGGUGGUCUUCCCAUCACUAACUGCCUCAGUGAAGCUGGCAAGAAGGUCCUCCUCAUUAAGAAAGGACCUCUAUCCUCUGGCUGUUAG